Messenger RNA from Penaeus vannamei (Pacific white shrimp), 1170 nucleotides. The record is from RefSeq and is a predicted model, not a curated record. NCBI's taxonomy places the organism in Eukaryota, Metazoa, Arthropoda, Malacostraca, Decapoda, Penaeidae.
AUGGCGACAAAGGAAACCGAUCACUAUGUGGCUGAUUACAUUCACAUUUUAUUUUUCGUCCUCAGCCACGAAACGUUCACCAGCCUCAGCCACGAAACGUUCACCAGCCUAGCCACGAAAACGUUUCACGAAACGUUCACCAGCCUCAGCCACGAAACGUUCACCAGCCUCAGCCACGAAACGUUCACCAGCCUCAGCCACGAAACGUUCAAAGCCACGAAACGUUCACCAGCCUCAGCACGAAACGUUCACCAGCCUCAGCCGCGAAACGUUCACCAGACUCAGCCACGAAACGUUCACCAGCCUCAGCACGAAACGUUCACCGCCUCAGCCACGAAACGUUCACCAGCCUCAGCCACGAAACGCCACGAAACGUUCACAGCCUCAGCCACGAAACGUUCACCAGCCUCAGCCACGAAACGUUCACCAGCCUCAGCACGAAACUUCACCAGCCUCAGCCACGAAACGUUCACCCAGCCUCAGCCACGAAACGUUCACCAGCCUCAGCCACGAAACGUUCACAGCCUCAGCCACGAAACGUUCACCAGCCUCAGCCACGAAACGUUCAUCAGCCUCAGCCACGAAACGUUCACCAGCCUCGCCACGAAACGUUCACCAGCCUCAGCCACGAAACGUUCACCAGCCUCAGCACGAAACGUUCACAGCCUCAGCCACGAAACGUUCACCAGCUCACACGAACGUCACACAAACGUUCACCAGCCUCAGCCACGAAACGUUCACCAGCCUCAAGCCACGAAACGUUCACCAGCCUCAGCCACGAAACGUUCACCAGCCUCAGCCACGAAACGUUCACCAGCCUCAGCCCACGAAACGUUCACCAGCCUCAGCCACGAAACGUUCACCAGCCUCAGCCACGAAACGUUCAACCAGCCUCAGCCACGAAACGUUCACCAGCCUCAGCCACGAAACGUUCACUCAGCCUCAGCCACGAAACGCAGCCUCAGCCACGAAACGUUCACCAGCCUCAGCCACGAACACGUUCACCAGCCUCAGCCACGAAACGUUCACCAGCCUCAGCCACGAAACGUUCACCAGCCUCAGCAAACGAGCAAACGUUCACCAGCCUCAGCCGCGAAACGUUCACCCGCCGUUCCCUUUUCGGAGUCCUCGCCUCCAAUUUCCUCUCGCUUUACCUCCACCGUCGCUUAG